AUGCAUCUCACCGUAAACACACGUCUAAAUUCCUUUCUCCGAGAAUACUCCACUCCAGCCCUCGAAAGCGAAAACCCAUUCGCAGAAUCCGAAGACGACGAAGAAGACGGAGAAGACGAAGAUCAUCCUCUCACGAUCGCCCGAAAACACCUCACCACCUCACCAAUCGACAUCGAAAUCUCCGAGCCCUCCGAAGCUUGCUGCCAAACCCCAACCGCAUCCUACACGCCAAAAGGCACCUACAAAACCCUCGCGCCCAACACCAAAACUUACAUCGUCGGCCCCCCCACCGCGAAAAAAGCCAUCUUCUUCCUCUCUGAUGUCUUCGGUGAGAAAAUUCCUACGGUGCAAGGCGCGGAUAUGCUUGCUUCGAGGGGGGAUUAUUUAGUUUGCAUGCCCGUGACAACAACAGACGAAGAAGGAGAUGUGUCGAGAGUGGAGGGAAAUUUUGAGGCUUUGAAGAGAGAAUUUCCGUGCGUGGAGAGGUGGGCGAGGAUUGGAGGUGGUGAGGACACAUGUACGAGUGGGAUUGGGGAGGAUUGUAGGAGUCGGGGUUGGAAAAUAAUUGGGAUUCAUCAGAGUUCUGCGGCGGAUGCGAAGAUUCCGAUUCCGAUUCCUAUGUUGGUGUUUGGUGACGAGCCGGCGGAUGAGAUGAACGGUUUUGGAGAGGAGGUGCGAAGUGGGGAGAAGAAGGUUGACGGUGCUAGGGGGGAUUUAGAGGAGGAGGAGGAGGAGGAGGAGAGGGAGAGGGAGUAUGAGAAGGAGUAUCAGGCUGUAUUGGAGAUUUUGAAGAAGCAUUUAUAAUAGAGGCUUUUGUCCUGUCCAGAGCUUGCGUAGGGGGUUGUUGUAAUGAGUAGGAGGAGUAAUAGUUACAAGAGCAUGGCGAAAUAGAACUCGACGUCG
Molecule: messenger RNA, 903 nt
Organism: Pseudocercospora fijiensis CIRAD86
Lineage: Eukaryota; Fungi; Ascomycota; Dothideomycetes; Mycosphaerellales; Mycosphaerellaceae
Exons: 1
Coding region: 1-804 (267 amino acids)
Source: RefSeq, a predicted model, not a curated record